Messenger RNA from Molossus molossus (Pallas's mastiff bat), 3330 nucleotides. RefSeq names its product Rho GTPase activating protein 9 (gene ARHGAP9). Gene Ontology annotation, biological process: regulation of GTPase activity; signal transduction. The transcript has 18 exons. The record is from RefSeq and is a predicted model, not a curated record. Gene Ontology annotation, molecular function: protein binding. Gene Ontology annotation, cellular component: cytoplasm. NCBI's taxonomy places the organism in Eukaryota, Metazoa, Chordata, Mammalia, Chiroptera, Molossidae. Bases 83 to 2302 code for a protein of 739 amino acids.
GCCUCACAGAAAGCCUCACGUUGUGCAGUGGAGAAACAGAGAAGGGGAAAAGAGGAGUGGUCAGGUGACAGUACUGACCACAAUGCUGUCGGGCCAGUGGUGGCCCAGUACUUGGGGGAGCCUAGGAUUGGGACCCAGAAAUACUUCUCGGGGAUCCCAGCUCUGUGCCCUCUAUGCCUUCACUUAUACUGCGGCAGAUGGCCAGCAGGUAUCUCUGGCUGAAGGGGAAAGGUUCCUACUGCUUCGAAAGACCAACUCAGAUUGGUGGUUGGCAAGGCGCCUGGGAGUACCAUCCACCUCACGACCCAUCUUCGUACCAGCUGCCUACAUGACAGAGGAAUCUAUCUGUUCCCAGAGCCCAACUACCGUCACCACCAGGAAAUCUCUCUCGACUCAGGAGCCACAGUUGUUUCCUGGCUCACUGGAGGAACUGCACCUAUCUCAGGCAACCCCAGGCAGAGCCCAGACUACAUCACAGCAGCUUCUUUCUCUUCCCCCCCAAAUCAGUAGAAGUGUCAGUGUUACCAAUUUGAGGCCCACCCUCCUGAAGCCCUUCCAGGAUGGACAAAAUGGAAGCUCUCUCUCCCGGGAGGACUUGCUGACAGAGGCCAAUUCCAGUGUGGCAGGACCCCAGCCCCUCAUGUCAGAGUCCCCUGUGUACUGUAACUUACUGGACCUUCGCCGUUGUCCCCGGUCCCCACCCCCAAGCCCUGCGUGUCCCCCGCUGCAGAGGCUGGAUGCCUGGGAGCAGCACCUGGACCCUAACUCUGGACGCUGCUUCUACAUAAAUUCGCUGACUGGCUGCAAGUCCUGGAAGCCCCCACGCCGCACUCGAAUCCGAGAGAACCCGGGCUCCAUGGAGGGAACACAGACCCUGAAUAGGGACAACGGUGUCCUGCAGCCUCAGGCAAAGGGCUCAGAAUCUGGAACACGGUCCCCAGAACUGCUCAACCCCCAGGGUUCACCCUGCCUCAGCCAACGCACCUCCCAGCUCAACCCCUCAGAUCAGCCUUCAGCCAGGCAGUCCCUUCGGCCUCUGCCACAAGUCCUGGACGACCCUCAUGAGGUGGAAAAGUGGGGCCAGCUCAACAUGACUAAGAUUGCUCAGGGUGGUCGCAAGCUCAGGAAGAACUGGGGCCCAUCUUGGGUAGUGUUAACUGGUAACAGCCUGGUGUUCUACCGAGAGCCACCCCUCGCUGCACCCUCCUCAGCCUGGGGACCAGCGGGCAGCCGACCCGAAAGCAGCGUGGAUCUACGCGGGGCGGCCCUGGCCCAUGGCCGCCACCUGUCCAGCCGCCGCAACGUCCUGCACAUCCGCACGAUCCCUGGCCAUGAGUUCCUGCUGCAGUCAGACGUCGAGGCGGAGCUGCGGGACUGGCACCGCGCGCUGCGGGCGGUCAUCGAGCGCCUGGAUCGGGAGAACCCCCUGGAGCUGCGUCUGUCGGGCUCGGGACCUGCGGAGCUGGGAGAGCUGAGUGCUGGGGAGGACGAAGUGGAGUCGGAGCCCGUAUCCAAGCCUCUGACACUUUUCGGCGGCCGCCGGAGCUCCAGUCGCUGCCCAGAAGGAACUGAACAGAACCGUGUUCGGAACAAACUAAAGCGGCUUAUCGCUAAGAGGCCGCCCUUGCAAAGCCUGCAGGAGCGGGGUCUGCUCCGAGACCAGGUGUUUGGCUGUCAGUUGGAGUCACUGUGCCAGCGGGAAGGAGACACCGUGCCCAGCUUUGUGAGGCUCUGCAUUGCUGCUGUAGAUAAGAGAGGUCUCGAUGUGGAUGGCAUUUACCGGGUGAGUGGGAACUUGGCAGUGGUCCAGAAACUGCGCUUCCUGGUGGACAGAGAGCGGGCAGUCACCUCCGAUGGGAGGUAUGUGUUCCCAGAACAACCAGGACAAGAAGGCCGGUUAGAUUUGGACAAUGCUGAGUGGGAUGACAUUCAUGUGGUCACUGGAGCCCUGAAGCUUUUUCUCAGGGAGCUACCUCAGCCUCUGGUACCCCCACUGCUGCUGCCCCAUUUUCGUGCUGCCCUUGCACUCUCGGAAUCAGAACAGAGCCUUUCUCAAAUACGAGAAUUAAUAGCCUCAAUGCCAAAGCCCAACCAUGACACUCUGCGGUACCUCCUGGAGCAUUUAUGCAGGGUGAUAGCACACUCAGAUAAGAACCGCAUGACUCCUCACAAUCUGGGAAUUGUGUUUGGACCAACCCUGUUUCGACCGGAGCAGGAAACAUCUGACCCAGCAGCCCAUGCUCUCUACCCUGGGCAGCUAGUCCAGUUGAUGCUCACUGACUUCACCAGCCUCUUCCCCUGACUGGGGUGUGGAAGAAGAGAAAACGUGUUUUCAGUGAUACCCUUCGAUGGUAUGGUGUGUUCUGAGGACAUCCCUUUAAAUCUUUGUCUUCUAGAUGACUGUCUCCAUUUUUGUGAGUCUGACCUGCGGAGCUGGGAAGUAGUGAGGUAGCUUCUCUAAAGAGGAAAUGGGAGAUUUUAACCCCUGCUUCUCUUCUUGUUCCCUGUCAUCACCCCUCCCCAAGAUAUUAGCAUAUAAAGCAGGGCUCUUUCUGAUGCAGUUCCUUUAUUAGGAAACAGUGUCAUUAUCAAAUUCUUUCUCCAAAUAUAUACAGAUUUUAUACAGCCCCCAGCCCCUACCUCCUAUUCCUGGGGCAUCCCAAGGGGCUAUGGCUCCUUCUCCUGACUUCUCUGGGGGGAUGGACACCCCUUAGGAAAUGUGGAUCUGUAAUGGGUGGGAUUCCACACUUUAGGCACUAGAGUUGAGGAAUUGUGUCUCACCAGGCAAGGAUUCCAGUAAGACACUCAUGUUGCCCACAGCCAUGUUGGGGGCUCCAGAGGGAGGUGGAGUGUGUUCAGAGUUGUCCCCCUGGUUGUGGGAUGGGGGAGGACUCAGUCCCUGGGCCUCAUCCAGAAUAGCCACAAAGUCCAGCUGAGUGUUGUCAAGAUCAAGAGAGUCCAGGGGGUUACAUACCUGUCCUUCAGGAGGAGGGUAUAAGGCAGGACCCCCUCCUAACCUGCCCACCUCAGGGUGCCCACAGCUGGGGUUGGUGCCCCCUGCCUUUAGGGGCCCAUAGCAAGUUGGCAGUGGGGGCAAAAGUCGGGGUGGUGCUGCUGCUCUAUGGGAAGCCUUGUUUCCCCCCACUGCAAAAUUUUCAUGGCAUGGUGAAGGCGUAGGAUAGGAGCCUGACUUAUGAUUGUGCAAGUUAGGUACAAAGCCAGGUCCAUAUGUGGCCACUGGGGCCUUGGCAGGGUUUGGACUAACCUGGGAACCCCCCAGAAACUUGGGACUCUGGUAGAGAGGUUCCGGGACUGGAGUAUUUCCCCUGC